AUGAACAGAGCAGCAAAGAGAUCAUAUUUUCAUUCCCACGAGACCAAUUCCAAAGACUUUUGGAGCUCUUGUAAACCUUUUUUUUCGAACAAAUCUCGCGGUAGUGAAAAGAUUUCUUUGUUAGAUGAUGAUAAAAAUGAAUUCAUCUCUGAUGAAGGUGAAGUAGCGACAAUGUUUAAUAAAUAUUUCAUAGAUUUAAUAAGGAAACUCGAUUUAAAACCCUGGAAAUCCAAAGUGGCCUCUUCAGUAUCUCUAAAUGAACUUGAUUCUAUCCUUCUCCAUUAUGCUGAUCACCCUAGUGUUUUAAAGAUCCGUUCAAAAACGAAGAGAAACUUCUCCUUUUUACCUGUUAAUCCUGAGGAAGUUCAUAAAGUGAUACUGAGCCUAAAUGCAAAAAAGGCAGUCAGUGGCCCAAUUCCAACGAGAAUAAUUCAGAUAGUUGCAGACAAAAUUUGCUUGCCACUUACAAACUGCAUAAAUUCUUGCAUCACUGACGGUAUAUUUCCAUCAGUACUGAAACUAUCUGAAGUUAUUCCCGUUUUCAAAAAGGGUGCCAAUUCUCGGAAAGAAAAUUACCGACCAAUUAGUAUUUUAAAUAGUUUUUCUAAAAUUUUGGAACGGCUUCUAUUUAAUCAGAUUUCUAGCUAUUUUCAACCAAUAUUUUCAUCAUUAUUAUGUGGUUUUAGAAGUAAAUAUAGCACCCAAAAUGCUCUAUUUCGCCUAAUUGGUAAAUGGCAUCAGUGCUUAGAUAAGUCUGGGGUGGUGGGAACUGUCUUAAUGGACUUGUCAAAAGCAUUUGAUUCCAUAGAUCAUGGCCUUUUAAUCUCAAAAUUGGCUGCUUAUGGUUUUGAUAGAAAAAGUCUUUACCUUAUGAAAAGUUAUUUCUCUGGACGUUUUCAAAGAACCAAAAUCUGCAGUUCUUUUAGUGAGUGGCUCUCAAUUGUUUUCGGCGUUCCACAAGCCUGGUUUGAAAACAACCAAUUGGUUGCUAAUCCAGCAAAAUUUCAGCUGAUGUUUUUAGGUUGUCCACACAGUGAUACUUUAUCGCUAAGAAUAAGCAAUAACUUCCUAGUCGCAUCGGAAUCUGUAAAAUUAUUAGGCAUUACUAUUGAUAGAUGUCUCACUUUUAAUGAGCACAUCUCUAAUCUAUGUAAAAAAGGAAAUAGCAAUGUCAGAUGUCUUCACAGAAUAAGACGAUUCAUUAGUUUUGAACAUUCAAAGUUAUUGCUUAAUUUCUAUAUUUUAUCAAUAUUUACCUAUUGUCCCAUUAUAUGGAUGUAUUGCAGUGCUGUGCAGUAUAAAUUAAUCAUUUCAACACACAAACGUGCAUUGAGAGCUGUAACAAAAGACUAUCAUUCCAGUUAUCAGGACUUGCUGGUAAAUUGUAACAGUGUGCAAAUUCACGAACUGCAUUUACGUAUAAUCUGCAUAGAGAUUUAUAAAACAUUAACAGACGAAAAUCCGUCAUUUAUGCAGUCUUUUUACGCUAUAAGACGUAUCAGUUACAAUUUGCGCAGCAAAAAUAGUCUACUUUUACCAUCCACAAGUUCAACACGCUUUGGUACUAGAUCUUUUUUGUUUCGAAGUUUUGGUGUAAAUUAG
Messenger RNA from Hydractinia symbiolongicarpus, 1602 nucleotides. RefSeq lists its product as uncharacterized. The record is from RefSeq and is a predicted model, not a curated record. The coding region runs from base 1 to 1602 and encodes 533 amino acids. The transcript has 3 exons. Lineage: Eukaryota; Metazoa; Cnidaria; Hydrozoa; Anthoathecata; Hydractiniidae.